GUGACAGCCCUUCCUGCUGUGGAGGCAGCCACUGGGAUGUGAGGAAACAUGGACCAGCCAAGAGGCAACUGAGGAGCCCAGGUGAGCACACACAGGACUUGUCUCCUGACAUAAUGAAAUCUGCAUACAGGAUCUAUGGAGCGUCUUCAGGAUCUAUUAUAGCUACAGUCGGAUUGUGUGGAUGUGAUAUGGAUGAGAUAAAGGAGUAUAUCCUCAUUCACUUGAAAACCUCUCUCUGGGGGCUGUUUACUGGAGGAGCAGCACUUAGACUCUUACGGGAGGCCUUACACAAAUUCCUGCCUCCGAAUGCCCACGAGCUGGUGUCUGGAAAGCUGCACAUUAUCCUCACCCGCCUGCACGACUGGAGAAGUGUGAGAGUGUCCGAGUUUCCCUCGAAGGAGGAGCUGAUUCAGGCUGUGACGUGCAGCUGCUUCCUCCCGCUGUAUUUUGGGUUUUUCCCUCCAACGUUCCGUGGGGUGCGCUACCUGGACGGGGAGCUGGCCAUGUGGAGAGCCGACUUCGUGUCCCGCACCACCAUCACCAUCUCUGCCUUCGCCGGCGAAUACGACAUCUGCCCCAAGGAUUGCGCCGCUGCCUUCCUGACCUUCCAGCUCUCUGACUGGGAUUUCCAGGUGAAUUACUUCGAGGGCUUCACACUUUCCUUGGCCCACGAGGAAACCAUGCGCCUGAAGCCACAACAGAGGGGUCUUCACUCCAGAGCCACAGAUCAUGAGGAUGACACCAAAGAGAAUCCAGAGAUCCGCCAGGCAGAGGAUGGAGAAGAGAGAGAAUUGGUGUCUGUAGGUUCUUUUGUUUUCAAGCUCUAUCAACUGGAAAACUUUAUAGAGAUCUGGAGCCCUGAAAGGUUACUCCUGUCCGGGCUCCGCAUCGGGGAAUUGCUCACCAUGCCGUUCGCUGCUAUUCGUGUGGUCCACAACGGCACUGCACAAGCCACACCGGUCAUCAGUUCCAUUUAA
Onychostruthus taczanowskii (white-rumped snowfinch) is the source of this 977-nucleotide messenger RNA. Its product is annotated as omega-hydroxyceramide transacylase-like. The transcript has 7 exons. The record is from RefSeq and is a predicted model, not a curated record. Gene Ontology annotation, cellular component: cytoplasm; lipid droplet; membrane. Lineage: Eukaryota; Metazoa; Chordata; Aves; Passeriformes; Passeridae. The coding region runs from base 114 to 977 and encodes 287 amino acids. Gene Ontology annotation, molecular function: triacylglycerol lipase activity. Gene Ontology annotation, biological process: triglyceride catabolic process; lipid homeostasis.